This is a messenger RNA of Pelodiscus sinensis (Chinese soft-shelled turtle), 3799 nucleotides long. It is a transcript of the gene GSX2, whose product is annotated as GS homeobox 2. Gene Ontology annotation, cellular component: nucleus. NCBI's taxonomy places the organism in Eukaryota, Metazoa, Chordata, Testudines, Trionychidae. Gene Ontology annotation, biological process: regulation of DNA-templated transcription. Gene Ontology annotation, molecular function: DNA-binding transcription factor activity, RNA polymerase II-specific; sequence-specific double-stranded DNA binding. The record is from RefSeq and is a predicted model, not a curated record.
CCAGCCCUCUCCAGGGACCCUUUUGUUCAGCUCUCAGACAUAAGCACCUUCUCGCUAGCCAAGUGCUCCAGUGGCAACUUCCCCGCCUUGGCAAAGGAGACAGACCCGGGAGAGCCAGCCCCGACCUGCAGCCAUGUCCCGAUCCUUCUAUGUCGACUCUUUAAUCAUCAAAGACUCCUCGAGGCCAGCUCCUUCCCUGCCUGAGCAUCCCCACGGACAGGAUUUCCUCAUCCCCCUCAGCAUGCCUUCCCCCCUGGUCAUGUCGGUGUCCGGCCCCGGCUGCCCGUCCCGCAAGAGCGGCACCUUCUGCGUGUGCCCGCUCUGUGUCACUUCGCACUUGCACUCGUCCCGGGGGGGCGGCAGCGGGGCCAUCCCCCUGCUCAAGAGCCAGUUCCCUCCCGGGGGAGAUGCCCAGUACUGCCCCCGGAUGAGCCAUGCCCAGCACCAGCAGCCGCACCAGCAGCAGCAGAGCUCGGUAGCAGCCGCCGCCGCCCUGGGCCAUCCGGCGCACCACGCACCUGUCUGCAGCGCCACCACCUACAGCGUGAGCGACCCCCGGCGAUUCCACUGCCUCGGCAUGGGAGGCUCUGAGACGAGCCACAUUCAGAACGGCAAGAGGAUGAGGACUGCCUUCACCAGCACGCAGCUUCUGGAGCUGGAGAGGGAGUUUUCUUCCAACAUGUAUCUGUCCCGCCUGAGGAGAAUCGAGAUCGCGACCUACCUGAACCUGUCGGAGAAGCAAGUGAAAAUCUGGUUCCAGAAUCGAAGGGUGAAACACAAGAAAGAAGGCAAAGGAACCCAGCGAAACCCCCACGGAGGCUGCAAGUGCACGGGCAACCCGGGCCAUUACCCCAGGUCAGAAGACGAAGAGUCUUUAUCCCCCUCCUCGGCGAACGAGGACAAAGAGAUCUCCCCUUUAUAAAGCGCUCAGCAAACCCUCGCCAAGCUGGGACGCCUUCCAGCCUCUGAACUAACUGCUCCUACUAGAAGGUUGCAAGUCUGAACUAAACAGGGAAGCCUAUGUGACUGCAACGGGGUACACCUGACCCAGCUGUGACCAGGCUAAGGCACAAAGGAAACAGCUCUUGCUGGCUUUCUCGGCCGAUCCGGUUUAUCUGAAUGGAUCCAGUCCUAGCUAUUUCGAAUGUCCAGGCUUUAGGGGGGAGCGUUCAACUAAAACCUUAUUUAUAGAACACAUGGAGCGAUUCUGAACUUAACAAAAAGUUAGCGUGGUCCUGGAUUUCCCAUAGGCAUGGCAGGUUGCCUCCCCUCACUACAGGUGAAGAAAAUCCCAUUUCAUGACUUUGCUGAAAAGUUGUGACGUUGAGAAGAAGUUAGCGAAUGAAAAGGAAAAAAAGUAGGUCUAACAGCAUGAGAAUCUUCUGUACAGUUUUACACAUUGCAAACCGUUCGGACGUGCGUUUGUAUGUGAAUAGUUUUAUAUAAGAUUUAUAUUUAUAUUUAUUUAAAUGAGGUCAGACAAGAAUUUUAAUUUUUUAAGUGCCAGCGUAGUUCAAACAAUAAUGGUGUAAUUAAUUAAUGGGGCAAAAUGGUGUUUUUUAAAAAUGCUUUGUACACUAAUUGAAUUUCCUGUUUCAGAAGUAUCUACAUCAAUCCAAAUAAAUGCCAUCAGCUACUAACCUGAAUAACUAUGUUUCCUGUCACACCGGGUUUUAAAAAGUCGCACCUAGUUCAGCAUAACUUUGCAAAAGAAGCAAGGUCCCAAAGCCUGGCACUGUAAAUAGUUUCUCCUUACUUUUGAGCAGUGGGCAAUGCCUGGUCUGAGAGCCUGUGACAGCGUGUGGUACCCACCAUGCAGCUGAGCAGUGCUUCUGAAGCUGGUUACUGGUGGUGCUACUGAAAGUGGAGCAACACAAUCCCCAGCCAUGGGAGUGAGGGGAGGGGGCUCCCUGGAGGGCCCAAUCCUGCAGGCACUACAGUCAGUGGCAGAGUAGCCAUGAACCCCAAGAGCUUGCUCUAGCAUCUCCUGAGCAUGGCAGAGCCCCAGGAGGAGUAUGGAGCCCGCAGGCGUGGCCCCUUGCUGUAUUAGGAAAGCUUUGUGCCAGAGCAGGGCUGAGUGACUCCAACCGUAGGUGUGUACAGCCUAAAGCUUGUCCAAAAAGACAAAGGACUGGAGGGUGAAUUACAGCCCAGGGGUGUGGUGUGAUGCAGUGUGCUCUGUCCUGCAGGUGACUUUGCCUGAGUCAAAUCCAUUAACCUCAGGCAUCAGCUGGAGCUAAGCUGUGGAAUUUGGCCCACUAAGUGUAGGUAGGUGACAGCAGCACAGUACCAUCCAGGACAGAUUUUGCCCAAGAUUCCUAAAUGGACCCUUCAAGGAUUGAUGGCACAGUCCUGGGUUUAGCAGGCAAGUGCUCAACCCACUGAGCUAUCCUAGUUCUAGCCCAGUUGUACAGCUGGACUGCAGAGAGUGAAGGCUGGAGGGCAGAUGGUGGGAGUUUUGCCACAGAUUUCAAUGGGACAAAGCUCUUCAGUCUCUCCUUAGUGAGUAUUCCUCAUAGCAGGAUGGAUUGCCAUUCAUGAGCCUGCCACCCUUUCCAAAGGCUGGAACAUCUUUGGGUUACACCUCCCGCAGCGAUCCUUCAUGUGACUGUGCCAGCUUUUUGCCUAGGAUUAGAUAGGCCUAUUUUACCUCCUGAAUUCUUUUCUAACACCAUUUUUUUGCCCUUUGUUACAAUCUCUUGCUAUUUUCUCCUUCUCUUGAGAGAGAUUUCCAACCACAGCCUCUAUCUGAUAUAAAAAACCAUUAGAAAAAUGUAUCUCCUACACACUUUAUUUUUUAUAUAUCCUUUCUCUCUAACAAAACCCUGGCAUCUGGGCUAAGAUGUUGGUCCCUUCUUUCAAGUGCCUGUCACACUUUUAAUCACAGGAUGGAUAAUGAGGUUCCCAAUGGUUUGCACAGCAAAAGCCAAUAACCUAGGCACACUGUACAUUAGCAGUGCAUGUCCUGGUGCAUGAAAGCAAAUGCAGUUCUGAACAACGAGGUUUGAUAGAUUUCAUGCAAAACACAAGUACAAAUAGUGUUACUCAGAAAAUGCCCUCUGAUAGAAGGGUAAUUAGAAAUACAUUAGUUAUGGGUUGAUAGUGCAUGGUUAUUAAUAUUGUGCUUUAUUAUUUGGGCAGGGCCUGAUUUAGCACUCCCAACUCUCACUGAAAUCGAUGCACUUGGCUCCUCUUACAUUUUCUCCAGCAAGAAUCAAGAGUAACUGCAUUGCAGUCAAUGAAGUUACACUGGGGUGAAGGUGAUGUGAGAGGAGAAUCAGAUCAACAAGCUAGAUAACCCACAGGUUCAGGGACAUAGGACCUGAUUCAUCACUACCUAACACCAGUUUCAUACCGCUGUGACUCCCCUGAAGUACUGAAUCAGGCCCUCAAUGCAGACAAUGUACAAUACACAAAGAUUAGGACAAGCUCUUCCCCCAAAGGCUUCUAGAAAUAGUUAUAGCCUACCAGAGAAAGCUGAGAUUACAUGAUCCUGUGGCUGAAAGGUGAAGCUAGAUAAAUUCAGACUGGAAAUGAGGCAUACAUUUUGAACAGUGAAAGCCACUGGAAUGAUUUACAAAGUUGGUACUGGAUUCUCUAUCACUAGCUAUUUUCAAAUCAAGUCUGGAUGUUUUCCUAAAAGAUCUGCCCUUGGAAGUAUUGUGGGGAAGUUCUAUGGCCUGUGCUAUACAGUAGAUCAAACUCAAUCACAGCAGUUCCUUUCAGCCUGACAAUCUGUGAAUCAGGGUGGUUAAACCCUGGAAUAAAUUGCCUAGGGAGGUUGUGGAAUUUCCAUCAC